AUGUCAACGCCAUCACCGUCACCGUCACCGUCUCUCCCUCCGUCUCUGGUGUCACCAUCAACGCCCUCACCGUCACCGUCACCUCCACCAUCUCUGGUGUCGCCUUCAACACCACCGUUAGCAACUCCUGUACCUGCAUCACUGCCUCCACUAUUGCCAGUACCGGAAAGUUCAUCUGCGGCAUCAAUUUCGCCUGAAAAAUCACCGACUUCUCCGGCAUAUACACUCAAGGGUUCUCUUCCUCCUCCUCCUCCUCCUAUUAGGUUAAGUCCUUUUUAUUCUCAUUCCACUUCAUCACCUCCUUUUGGAUUGGGUCCACCGCGGCCAUCAACACAAAGUUCUGGUACUGGUGCUGCAGUGGCUGUUGCCGUGUGGACCAGUAUUCUACUGCUUAGCAUCAUUGGCAUUGCUAUAUGGUGCCUUAGGAGGCAAAAGAAAAGGGUUUCAGAGAAGGGUGCUUAUGAAUUCCCAUCCCCUCUUGCCUCCUCACCUCAAUCUGAUUUGUCCUUUCUCAAGACGCAUUCUUUAGCUCCACUUAUACAAAGAGCUUCUGGCGGUAACACACCAUCAAGACUAGGCAACUCAAGGUCAUUGUUUUCAUAUGAAGAACUAAUCAAGGCCACAAAUAAUUUUUCAGCUCAAAAUCUUUUGGGUGAGGGUGGAUUUGGUUGUGUGUAUAAAGGGUCCCUUUCCGAUGGAAGAGAGGUAGCAGUCAAACAGCUGAAACUUGAAGGAGGUCAGGGUGAUAGAGAAUUCAAAGCUGAAGUGGAAAUUAUUAGUCACAUACAUCAUCGUCAUUUGGUUUCUUUAGUAGGAUACUGCAUUUCAGAUAACAAGAGACUUCUUGUCUAUGACUACGUCCCCAACAACACCCUUUACUUUCAUCUUCAUGGAGAUGGUAGGCCGGUGCUAGACUGGGCAAAACGUGUAAAAAUCGCUUCUGAUGCAGCUAGAGGAAUAGCUUAUCUCCAUGAAGAUUGCGAUCCUCGGAUUAUUCACAGGGAUAUCAAGUCAUCAAACAUUCUUUUAGACUACAACUUUGAAGCUCGAGUCUCAGAUUUUGGACUGGCCAAAUUAGCUCACGAUGCAAAUACACAUGUAACCACACGUGUCAUGGGAACUUUUGGAUAUGUUGCCCCUGAAUAUGUAUCAAGUGGUAAAUUGACCGAGAAGUCGGAUGUAUAUUCUUUUGGAGUCAUGCUCUUGGAGCUCAUUACAGGAAGAAAGCCAGUAGAUAUAUCCCAACCAGCUGGAGAAGAGAGUCUAGUUGAAUGGGCUCGACCUUUGCUAAGUCAUGCACUUGAUAGUGAGGAAUUUGAAAGUUUGAUAGAUCCAAAACUAGAAAAGAACUACGUUGAAAGUGAAAUGUUUUGCAUGAUUGAAGUUGCUGCUGCUUGUGUGCGAUAUUCAUCCGCAAAAAGACCUCGCAUGGGACAGGUUGUUAGAGCUUUUGAUAGCUUAGCUUCUUCUGAUCUAUCAAAUGGAAUGAGAGUUGGGGACUCUGUACUGCAAUCAACAGAGAUCAGAUUAUUUCGUAGGAUGGCAUUUGGUAAUCAAGAUUAUAAUACAGACCCUUUUAGCCAAGGUUCCCUUGAUUCUUUGCAACAAAAUAUUUUUUAUUAUUAUUUUCACCUUCUUUUCUCCUCUCUGCUUUCAAUCCUGCCUACAUCUGACCCACUGCAGACUUCACAUUCACACCCUCGUGCUAAUGGCCACUAG
Molecule: messenger RNA, 1719 nt
Organism: Abrus precatorius (Indian licorice)
Lineage: Eukaryota; Viridiplantae; Streptophyta; Magnoliopsida; Fabales; Fabaceae
Product: proline-rich receptor-like protein kinase PERK9
Exons: 10
Coding region: 1-1719 (572 amino acids)
Biological process (GO): protein phosphorylation
Molecular function (GO): protein kinase activity; ATP binding
Source: RefSeq, a predicted model, not a curated record